Drosophila innubila is the source of this 2344-nucleotide messenger RNA. RefSeq names its product basic salivary proline-rich protein 2. Bases 1 to 1917 code for a protein of 638 amino acids. The record is from RefSeq and is a predicted model, not a curated record. NCBI's taxonomy places the organism in Eukaryota, Metazoa, Arthropoda, Insecta, Diptera, Drosophilidae. The transcript is spliced from 6 exons.
AUGGCGUCGCGCAGGCGCCCAGAUUUGAAUCCAAAACUGCACAUGGACAGACAGCCAACAGCUGCACGCAUAACAGAUCCAUCUUUACCCGCUGGCAAGCGUCGCGAAAUAGACAACGUUAUGAAGAAGGCACGUGCCAAUACCACAAAUGAUUACUGGGACAAGAAACUCAUCGAGGCCGAGGAGAAAGAUCCAAAUCGCUGGCGUCACACUGGCUACAAGAAAAUGUAUAUUCAAGGCGAGAGCAGCUCUGGCGAAAGCGAACGCGACUCCGCUCAGGCCACCUACUCCCGUUAUCCGGGUGUGCCGCCCAACUCCGGACCGCCGCCGCCGUCGUCGUCGUCAUCGCGUUACGGCCGCUCAAGGUCACCGCAUUCGCGAAGUCGCUCACGUUUGCGCAAAUCGCCGCCGUUGUCACCGCCGCCGCCGUCGCAUGCACGUCGCCGAUCACCGCCGCCGCAGUUUAUGGAUCGGCGACCGGUAAUGUCGCCUCCAUCGCCCCAUCACAACGGACCGCCGCCAAUGCGUGGCCGCCCACGCUCGCCGCCAAUGCCGCCGCGCAGCAUGCCCCGCUCCCCCAACAACCACAACAACAACCACCACAACAACAGCAACAACAGCGACAUGCUGCGUCGUCCGGGCAACGGCCACGGCAGACCGCGAUCGCCGCCGGAACCAGCAACUGGUCCAUCUUCAUCACAGAUGCGUCGCAAACCAACGAACGCGUCGCGAUCACCGCUCGGCCGGCGUCGUUCGCCUCCGCUGCCGCCUCCAGCGUCGUCGUCGUCGGGAAUGGAGAAACGUGGCAUGGGACCGGCGCACAUUCUACCGCGCUCCAAGCGUCCACCAUCACCGCCCCCAAGGCAUUCAAUGCGAUCGCGCUCGAACAGUUCCAUGAGCAGCAGCUCGGAUGAUUCCUGUUCGCUGUGCUCUCCCAGUCAUCGUCACAGAUCUCGCUCCCGUGGUCCGCGUUCGCCUCCGCCAAAGCCGCGUGGUCAUUAUCGUGGCGCCGGUGCGCCUCCGCCGUUGCCACCGCCGGAGUCGCAUGGCCGUUUGCAUGGUCGUCCGACAACUCCGCCGCCGGCGCGUGCUGGCGUCAGCGGUGGCAUCGAUAAGUAUCGUGAGGCCAAAAUGCGUCAUAUAAGCCACGAACGUGCCACAUCGUCGGAUGUGCAUAUGAAAGUCGGUCGCGCGUCGCGUCAUUCACCGCCGCCAGAGGAUCCGCGUCUUAAGCAUCGGCCGCCAGAGCCACCAGAGCCAGCAGCACCCACAGCGGCUGCCGCACCGCAGGUCAAGAAGAAAAAGAAGGAGAAGGAGCUGCGAACACGUGUGAAAAUCGAGGGUGAGAAACGCAAGAAGCAUACGAGUGCGACGGUAGCAACGAGCGGCAGUGGCAAUAACGCCAACUCGUCAUCAGAUUCGGAUGAUUCGGGCGGUUCCGAUAGCGAUGAGGCGACUCCAGCAUUGCCAUCAUUUUCGGCAACCACGCGUCUAACGCUUUCCGAGCGAUUCGGCAAAAUGGCUCAGUGGAGCAUCGAUCGCAGUAAUAUGGAAAAUAUGCGCAUCACUAAAGACUCGGCGGGUGGUGCUCUCAAGGUGAUGAUCGAAGAGGGUCUGGAAUCGCCUCCGCGUCGGUAUUCGUACUCACCGGCGCCGGCUGGUCAUUUCCCCGAGGAGUUGGCCACCACAGCACCGUCGGGAAUGCUGUCGUGGGACGAUGUGCGCGUUCGUUACGAGUACUACAAGAGUCGCGGUUAUUUAAGGGAUUUGGAUCUUAAGGACUACAUCAAGUGGGAGGAAUGGUGGUAUAAAUAUCAGGAGUGGUUAAAACAGGAACGCUAUUACGAGUACUGGGAUCGCAGUCAACAGAUGCGACGACGGCGCAAGAAGCUGCCAGUUACCCAGCGUUUAAAUUAAUUAAUUGCACUUCAUUUCCCCAAGCUCAUUUGCUUUUCCCUUUCUAAUCCCAUUAUCCCUCCCACUCAUUCUGUUAGUUUUCUCCAUUUGUGUGUUUUUUGAUCAUUUCAGACUUACAGUAACCUACUUUUUUUUUGUACAUUUAGAAUGUAUAAAACCGCAUUUUGUCAGCUUUGUAUUUGAUAACUGAUUUAUAUAUUUAUGUAUAAUAUAUGUGCAUCAAUAAUCAACGGGUGUUGGGUGGGCACUGAUCACUAUAUGUUUAUAUAUAAAUGUAAUAUAUAUAUCAAAAUUAAACACAGAACAUUGUAAUUUGUCGGUUAUUUUGUCUGUGUAUAUGUUAUUUUUCCAGGCAGCAAGACACAUUUGUAAACACAUUAAAUACCAUACAUACAAAUAAAUGAAUAAAAAAUAUUUUCUUUGUGUA